GUUAUCGCAGGUUGUUAUCGCUUCGGCAGCGUAAAUAUUGCCGCCAAAAAUUUAGGAAAUUAAUUUGAUCCUAAUUAGAAGGAAAUAAUGCAGGCAUUUCUCAAAACCGGCAAAUCGUCAGCCUCCACAAAUCAGGAUAAGGCAACAGCUGCACCAGUAGAGCGCCGAAAGCCACCUGCGCCCUGGGUUGAGAAAUAUCGACCACGAAGUGUCGAAGAUGUCGUGGAGCAAUCCGAGGUGGUGGCCGUGCUUAAGAAAUGCGUAGAAGGCGCCGAUCUACCAAAUAUGCUGCUCUAUGGCCCACCCGGUACCGGCAAAACGAGCACAAUUCUUGCCGCUGGCCGACAGAUUUUUGGCGACAUGUAUCGGGAUCGGAUACUGGAACUCAAUGCAUCCGAUGAGCGUGGUAUUAAUGUGGUGCGAACUAAAAUCAAGAAUUUUGCCCAACUUUCCGCCAGCAAUGUCCGUCCCGAUGGGCGGCCAUGUCCACCAUUCAAGAUUAUCAUUCUGGACGAAGCCGACUCGAUGACACAUGCAGCCCAAGCUGCUUUGCGUCGCACCAUGGAGAAGGAGAGCCGAAGUACAAGAUUCUGUUUGAUUUGUAAUUACGUUUCGCGCAUUAUAGUGCCAAUUACUUCGCGUUGCACCAAAUUCCGCUUCAAAAGUUUGGGUGAGGAUCAGAUUAUUGAACGACUGAAACUCAUCUGCCAAGCCGAAGGUGUCCAGAUGGACGGUGAGGAAUCAUAUAAAUCGAUUGUGCGCAUCUCUGGCGGUGAUAUGCGACGUGCCAUAACCACUCUCCAGUCUUGCUAUCGCCUCAAGGGUCCGGAGCAUAUCAUCAAUACGCAAGAUUUGUUUGAAAUGUCUGGCAUAAUACCCGAUUACUAUCUGGAUGACUAUUUGGAAGUUUGCCGUUCAGGGAAUUAUAAACGUCUCGAGGAUUUCGUAAGGGAAAUCGGUUAUUCGGCCUACAGUGUCGGACAAAUGUUGGAGCAAUUUGUUGAGUUUAUUGUGCUGAAUGAGAACCUGACAGAUCCGCAAAAGGCCAGGAUUUGUGACAAGCUUGGCGAAUGUUGUUAUCGUCUCCAGGAUGGAGGCUCAGAAUAUCUGCAAAUAAUGGAUCUAGGCUGUGAGGCCAUAUUGGCUCUUAAAUAGAACACUAUCAUUCCUUCUUGCGUUAAAAAGUUGGAGAUAUUUAUUUAAAUUUCUGCUGUUUUUUUUUCCAUUUAUAAUAAACAAAAAAUGUCUCAUCUCAA
This is a messenger RNA of Drosophila willistoni, 1256 nucleotides long. RefSeq names its product replication factor C subunit 4. Gene Ontology annotation, cellular component: nucleus; DNA replication factor C complex. The record is from RefSeq and is a predicted model, not a curated record. NCBI's taxonomy places the organism in Eukaryota, Metazoa, Arthropoda, Insecta, Diptera, Drosophilidae. Bases 88 to 1155 code for a protein of 355 amino acids. Gene Ontology annotation, molecular function: DNA clamp loader activity; DNA binding; ATP binding. The transcript is spliced from 2 exons. Gene Ontology annotation, biological process: DNA-templated DNA replication; DNA repair.